Acaulospora colombiana is the source of this 5754-nucleotide messenger RNA. The record is from the annotation of a GenBank genome assembly. Lineage: Eukaryota; Fungi; Glomeromycota; Glomeromycetes; Diversisporales; Acaulosporaceae.
AUGCAGAUAAUAGUUGUAAUACACGGACGUGAACUAGUCUCCUCCGUCGCAUAUAAAAAGAACUCGUUAUGCUGUUUCAGUUUAAAGUCCACAAUUGUUGUAUAUUCUCACAUGGAAAAAGAACAAGAUUCAUCGCUUCCUGCUCUUAAUUGUCAAGAAACCAAUCCUAUCCUUUCGUCAGAUGGAUGUGAAGGCGAUGAAGUGCCUAACGAUGACGAAUAUAUGGACACAGAUCAUGAAUCUGUUGACAAUCAAGAAAAUAUUAAGUGCGACCUGUGUGAAUCAAUUCCAGGUCUUUACCGGCUACUGGAUUUGUGUAAAGAUGAAGGCACAAAUGGUUUAGUCGACAAGAUCAUUAUUUCAAAGGAACACAUAAAGAAGCUAUGCAAUGAAAUAGUCUUAAACAGCUACAGAUCGAUUUCGAAAAUUCGCUUCGAACAAUUAAAUACUCGCCGAAUCUAUCUUAUUGGUUGUUACGGAAGAAAUGCACUCAUCGCCAAACUUUUAUUGAAGAAAGGUUUCAUCGAUCAAUCCAUAUAUGAAUCGCUUUUGAUUCCUCAUGGUUCGAGCGCGGUUAACGGAAAACGUCCGGUUCCCAUCUUAAGGCCCGGUAUAUAUCUUCAGAAAAUGGAUGACGAACAUUCAAAGUUCAUGGUUAUACAUUGGAGUGAAGAAGGCUGUUACAAGGACUCCGCAUCGUCUUACCUAAAGAAAAAUAUGAUCAACUUGCACAGAUACUUGACUAAAAUUACAAAUCAUCAAAUAUGUCUCAUGGAUGAAAGUGACUUGGAAGAUUUCGACUGGCAAAUAUUUGGAAAAGAUGCAGAAGUUCACGACGAAGAUGGAUCCGAUGAUUCCACUGAUGAUAGUAUUGUUUAUAACUUUGAAGUUAAGAAGAGUCAAGAGCAAAAGGAAAAUUUUGAACUCUUUCCGGGAUUUGACCUACCAUUUUCGAGAUUGGUGCAUCCUGACGACGACCAUACGUUGAAUCCAUUGAUUGUUGAAUCCGUGUCAAAUCAAACUUUUCUUACCCGGGAAAUGGUCCCAGCCACAAAGAAUAUUGAACGAAACCAUCAAUCAUUUGAGUCCAUUGGCAAAUUGCAGGAAUACUUUCGACAAAAGCUUGAAAUUCAGAAGUGCGCCCUUAAAUUUGACCGCUUUCGUAUGACCCUUGAUAAACUAAAAAUUAUCGUUAAGGACAUCAUGAAGCUUCCGAAACUUUUUGAGCCUUAUGAAGCGGAAUUGCAAUCUCUUAAUAAGAUUAAAACUGAAAAUAAACAAAAAGUAAGAAAUGAGGUUCAGGCGGACAUGAAGUUAAUAGAAAGAUAUGUGCAACAUCUUUUAAAAAAAGCUUAUAGGUACAAGAAAAACUUGGUACACGAUGUAUUCUUUGAUGAAGAGAGAAACUUCAAUAAUUUGGUAAAAAAAUACACAUUGGAGGAGGAAAAUCGUGGUUUAAUGGAUUACAUUUGGAAAAGAAAUGAAACUGCAAAAGACAUAAUAAAUAGUGUUAAGGAAGAAGCCAGAAAGACUCCCGAUAACGAAUUUUUAUACCAACUUUUCGAACUCGAAGACGAAUCUAUCGUGGCCAAGUUUUUGGAAAAAUAUGAGCAUUGGAAAAAGUUUACUUUCGUUUAUAAAGAAAGGCAGAUCAUUCAAAGCAUUGAACAAGAAGCUGUGAAAAGUCGAGAUAAGUCUAAUGACAUUGAAUAUGAGAGAGAAGUUCGAAACAUUGAAAGGAAACAUAUUAACGAGAUAUGUGGUCAGCUUGAAUCGAUAUAUUUGACGGGUGACCUUUUGACUAUUUUAGAUGUAGAACGCACAGAGCAUAGAUAUAACGUUUAUAAACCAAUUUCAUUUCGACUAUUCCGUGAAAUUGAAAUCCCUCGCCCAGAACAAUUAUGCCUUACCAUAUUCAGCACACAACUCAGCCAAGCAGAUGCGCUUGAAAUGAAUAAGAAUGAGCUCUUUGUACCACAACCUAUGAUAAAUUCGUAUGAUAGAAACCCCGGUGUUUCCGUUGAAAUUGACCCAGAGACAUAUGAUUUCAAAUAUGUCGCACAGUUCGACCGAAAAUUCCUCCUUCUUCUUUGGAAUAAGACGACUAGAAAAUUGGAAAUCUAUUUUGAUAUCAUUACGCGCCUGCAAAAAGUUUUGAAAGAACAGAUCACAUUGAAAAAGCUCAAUCCCAGUGAAAACUUCAUGGUGGCUGUUAAUGAGCCUAAAGGUUUGAUUGCAAUUUACGACAACAUCCGAGGGGCGUUUAGUGACUCUUAUGCUUUACAUUCACCACGCAAGCUUAAUGCGUACAGUUUUGACGAAGAGCGUACCAACCUUCACCUUCAACAUCGAAAUAUCCUGCUUCAGCAGUGGUAUAAUAACGAUAUUCCGGAAAUCGCCCACUUCUUCUUCAUCAAGAACACCGAAGACAUCUGUUUCGUAGAAAGAAAUGGUCGCGCGCGUGUCUAUAACUUCAUAAACGAUAGUUUCAAACCCGGAAUAGCUCAGAUACCUAUUAAUACUAGUCGGAUAAUGAGCACACCGGACGGUACUUGCUUUGUGGCAUUCGUAAAAGAGAGAAAGGAUGUCAAAGACUCAAGAGAACCUAAUAAAAAUUCCGAUGGAGACUCCGAAAUAACGCCGACAGAGGAUAACCCCGACAGUUCGGAAGAGUCAUCAAGCAAUGAUGAAGAUGAAAUAAUGGAAACGGAGGAAUCCGAUAGUGCGGCUAAGCCGGAUCAACAGCAAGACUCUAAUACAGAGGUCGUUCACGGAUACGUGUUUUUCUCCGAGAAAUUCAGCCAAGAUGCGAGUAAAAUAAUCGAAAUCCCAUUCGAAAAUCCAUCCAUCGAACUAUUUCAAUUCUCCUCAUUCGAAAUGCGACAAAUUCAUUUGACAACGAUUGACCAACAUAAUGGUUCUUUUCAAUCGGCGAUUAUCAAGAUCACUCAUGCAAAGACGAAAUAUCGAUUUGAAAGGCAAUCCGUAGAAAAAACUUUGGGAAGGAUGAAGAUCGAAGCUCGCGAUUUAUUCACAGUCCUUGGACAGAAUACGAAAUUUAGCAAAGAUGUUCACGUCGGCGAUUCGUUGAUUGUGGGAAAUGAAAAACACCAAGUUUCUGAAAUUAUUUCCGAUAGCAGACUGAGGAUUACCAAGCCGUUGGCCAAGUCUUUGAAUUAUGGAAAAUGGCAAGAUUUCGCAAUCGAACCAAAAACAAAAGUCAAUGGGUUGCUCGACGCAUAUUCCAUGGUAUUCACAAAAUAUGCGAUAUCAAGUCCAAUUGGCCGAAUGGACGAUCCUCUAACAUUAACGGUCGUAAUGGAACUUGCCUCGGUUAACAGAUCGGGCAUAAAUAAAUAUGAAGUCAAGUUUCAACGAUACAUCGAGAAAUUAUUUGAAAAGUUCAAGAAGGAUACUAAGAAACCUCUCGGUCAUCUUAAAAAUUUUCGCAUCCACUGUGCUACUAUAGAAUCCAUUACCGAAUUGGAAAACGAAUACACGGAGUAUCAAUUUGGCGACUGGAUUAUCGAGUUAUUCUGCCUGAUCCCUUUGCAAAUCGCCAUCACAAGAGAUAAUGAGUUCAUUCCACUUCGGGAUGGUGUAUAUUCUCCGGAGGUUGAACGAUCAGCAUUAGACGAUGGCUUUGGGCUCAUUGGAAGCGUAACGAAAUCUAUUUCAUUUGGGUGGUAUGAGUCCAUAUUCGAAUAUUUCUCUAGCCUUAAAGUGAAGGUCAUUUCUUCCAUGGGGGAACAAUCUUGCGGAUUGGCGAGUAUCGAGAGAUCACCGCAGGAGGAAACGUUUUUGCAACUUUUAAAUGCGGCACUUUCAAACCUCGUGAUUUUCAAGAGCCAGUUUGCAGUUAGUCGAGACAUUUCUUCCAUGUUUCAACGUUUUCAAGAUGGAACGAAUUAUUUCGGAGAUGAUCCUGACAUUUUUCAGGCACGCUUUUGCAUUGUUAUUAAGGACGUCGCAAAGUGUGACAGGAAUGAUAUCGUGGAAGAAUUUCAUUCAAAGUUUGCAAAAAUUGUUGACAAAGAGGAAGAAGAUAACUUUAUUACAAAGCUUUAUCGCAACAAGAUGACAAUAUUUCCUUGGCCAGUGUUCACAGAAUCAUCAUUUUACACAUCCAUUAAACAAUUUAAGAUUAAACUGGAUGAGCAAGAGUCUCAGUAUGAAAACGCUCGAAUGUUUGUGGAAAAAAUCAAGGAAACGUUAAUUACCAUGAGAACCCUAGAAUUAAGAAAACUCCUCAAAGAUGCGAUAUCUUUUGGUUACGAACAAAAAGAUGAUGAUCCGUUUUUAGAUUCAGAAGUCUCUCGAGAAGAUCCAUCAUCAGAUCAAACUAUCAAAUGCCUCAUGGGUCGAGACGACGGUAUCCCAAUCCCCGAUCAUGAUGUGCUACUUUCCGACACAUUUGCGCACGUCGAAAAAUCAGUUAAAUUAAUGCCUGACACUGGUCUCGUAUUGCUUAAAGAUAAAGGUGACUUUAUUGAAAUUUCAUCUGACUUAAGAGAAUAUUUUGAAAAACACGUUUACCCCCGUGGUUCCGUUCCUGACUCUGAAUGGAUAGUUCACCUGGAUAAUUUUUUCAAGUUAAUCAUAAAUCGUCGAACAAGGAGAUUACAAGAAUGGUUCACAAAGAACACUUCACGAUUUCCUAAAGAUCACAAUGAACUUCCAUGCGAAGAAAAUCAUUCAAUCCACAGAUGCGAGAACGAGGUGUGUCCAAUAGAAUGCCCAAUAGCGAAUUGCAGAGAACGUUGUGAAAGCAAUGAUCACUUUCAUGCUCUGAAGAAAGAUAUGAUUCAUUUUUGUGGGAAUGAGCAUCAAUGCCCCAAAGAAUGCGAGGAAAACGGGAUAUGUAAGAUCGUGACUGAACCGACUGCCAUUGUCAAAGAAGAAGCCGAAUACGUGAGCAAAGAUCCAACUGUCUGUGAAGGUCCAGGUGGAGGCAAAAAGGAAGGAGUAUUAGAACACAUCAACGCAAAUAUUAGCCCUUUCCCGCUAAGGAAAAAGGAUUACAUUUCUCAUCGUGUCUUUUGGGAACGAACCAAAUUUCAAGAUCCCUACUCUAAGGACGACCGUGAGGAAUUCAAGAAAUGUGAUCACGAAUGUGCCGACGAAAAGCAUCAUAAGAUUGACGAGUUCUCUGGAAAGGAACCAACGAAAUCGUAUUGCACACAAGAAAUUUUUCAUCCCACCUUGGAUCAUACCUCCAAACCCUCAACCGGAAUAGGUUAUAUUUCAACCGACGGCCAUCAGGUAAAUCGAGUCGUAUGCAGUAUGCCUCUGCAUUUGGCACAUUCUAACAUUAUUUUUGAAUCUCAGUUUUCUUGUGAGAAUCCCACAACAAAUGUUGGCGACUUUCAUAUUGUAUUUGUUGUGGAUCGAAGUGGCUCAAUGAGUUCUUCCGAUUGUAGUCCUCACGGGAAUAAUUUCAAGACAUCUUGUAUACAAAAAUCCCACAACAAUCGAUUGGGUGCAGUAUAUGAAGCGAUUUACACUUUCAUGGAAACUCGAAGGAACUCGAGAAAAGCGACACGUGCUGGUCAAAUGUCGGUGGACCGUGAUACUACAUCACUUAUUCUCUUUGACUACACUGCAGUAGUUGCGUUCGAAAAUAGGAACUUGUCGAAUUCCGAUGAGCUUUUGCAAAUAAUGCUGGGGUAUCAUCCAAAGGGUGAUAACUAUUAUCAUGAAGGAAUAAAAAAAGCAUCAGAAGUAAUUCAAACAUAUUACGAUCCUUUGAGGUAA